Dovyalis caffra is the source of this 2745-nucleotide messenger RNA. The record is from the annotation of a GenBank genome assembly. Lineage: Eukaryota; Viridiplantae; Streptophyta; Magnoliopsida; Malpighiales; Salicaceae.
AUGUUGACGUCAAUGGCUAGCCAAAUUGUGUAUGUGGCAAGCUCAUCCACAACUAGGAUAGAUAUAGGUUCUUGUGUGCCUUCGGCUCUUGGGCCACCAAUUUUCUGGGCAUAUUUUCAGCAGGUGAAGUUGGAUCAGAUUGUGAGGUCAGAAUCAUUUGUUGUCCAUGCAACCAUUGCACCCACAAAAGUUUACAAACAAACGUUAAAGUUGGUUGGGGUCAGGAAAGGCAUCCGUGAUGACAGUGAUGAGUUGAUUACGGUCCUUGAGCCUCUUCCUUGCAAGAUUUUGAACCGUGCGGUUUUCGAACUUCAAAGUUGGCGUCUGAUGCGAAAAACAUCCGUGACCAAUGCAAAUUCAAAGCAGGCUAUCGCCAUUAAUGGCCAAAGAAGGAUUCUUAUUUCUGGAUCCAUUCACUACCCAAGAAGUUCCCCUGAGAUGUGGCCAGAUCUUAUUCAGAAGGCAAAAGAAGGAGGACUGGAUGUUAUUCAGACAUAUGUUUUUUGGAAUGGACAUGAGCCUUCACCUGGAAAAUAUUAUUUUGAGGGGAACUAUGAUCUGGUGAAGUUUGUAAAGCUGGUGAAGGAAGCAGGCCUUUAUGUUCAUCUCAGGAUUGGACCUUAUGUCUGUGCUGAGUGGAACUUCGGGGGUUUCCCAGUUUGGCUCAAGUACAUUCCAGGCAUCAAUUUCAGAACAAACAAUGGCCCUUUCAAGGCUCAAAUGCAAAAAUUCACGACAAAGAUUGUUAACAUGAUGAAAGCAGAAAGGUUAUUCGAAACUCAAGGUGGCCCAAUAAUUUUAUCCCAGAUUGAGAAUGAAUAUGGACCCCUGGAGUAUGAAAUUGGUUCACCUGGUCGAGCUUACACCAAGUGGGCUGCACAAAUGGCUGUAGGUCUCCAAACUGGUGUCCCAUGGGUCAUGUGCAAGCAAGAUGAUGCCCCAGAUCCUAUCAUUAACACCUGCAAUGGUUUCUACUGUGACUACUUCUCUCCAAACAAAGCUUACAAACCAAAGAUGUGGACUGAAGCUUGGACUGGCUGGUUUACCCAAUUUGGUGGCCCAGUUCCUCAUCGACCAGCUGAAGAUAUUGCAUUUUCGUAUCAUGGUGGAACAAAUUUUGGCCGAACUGCUGGUGGUCCUUUCAUUGCAACAAGUUAUGAUUAUGAUGCUCCUCUUGACGAAUAUGGACUUUUGAGGCAGCCUAAAUGGGGCCAUUUGAAAGAUUUGCAUAGAGCAAUUAAGCUGUGUGAAGGUGCUUUAGUAUCUGGAGAUGCAACUGUGAUACCACUUGGAAAUUACCAAGAGGCUCAUGUAUUCAAUUAUAAAGCCGGAGGUUGUGCAGCAUUCCUUGCAAAUUACCAUCAAAGAUCAUUUGCAAAGGUGUCUUUUAGGAAUAUGCAUUAUAACCUGCCUCCAUGGUCCAUCAGCAUUCUUCCAGAUUGCAAGAACACCGUCUACAACACUGCAAGGGUUGGUGCUCAAAGUGCAAGGAUGAAGAUGACCCCUGUUCCUAUGCGUGGAGGGUUCUCUUGGCAAGCAUAUAAUGAAGAGCCAUCCCAAAGUGGUGAUAACACAUUCACUAUGGUUGGGUUGCUGGAGCAGAUAAAUACAACUCGAGAUGUUUCAGACUAUUUGUGGUACAUGACAGAUGUUCAUAUUGACCCCAGCGAAGGCUUUUUGAAGAGUGGAAAAUAUCCUGUUCUUACUGUUCUAUCGGCUGGGCAUGCUUUGCAUAUUUUCAUCAAUGGUCAACUAUCAGGGACUGCAUAUGGAAGUUUAGACUUCCCAAAGUUGACUUUCAGUCAAGGUGUAAAGUUGAGAGCUGGUGUCAACAAAAUUUCUCUUCUGAGCAUUGCUGUUGGUCUCCCGAAUGUUGGCCCACACUUCGAGACAUGGAAUGCUGGUGUUCUUGGACCUGUGACAUUGAAUGGUCUCAAUGAGGGCAGGAGGGACUUGUCUUGGCAGAAGUGGUCUUACAAGAUUGGUCUUCAUGGAGAAGCAUUGAAUCUUCAUUCAGUCAGUGGGAGUUCCUCGGUUGAGUGGGCAGAGGGGUCUUUGGUGGCCCGAAGACAGCCACUCUCAUGGUAUAAAACUACUUUCAAUGCUCCUGCUGGGAAUUCCCCUCUGGCUUUAGAUAUGGGCAGCAUGGGCAAAGGGCAAAUAUGGAUAAAUGGACAACAUGUUGGACGUCACUGGCCUGCAUAUAAAGCAUCUGGGACAUGUGGGGAAUGCAAUUACAUUGGAACUUAUAAUGAAAAGAAAUGCUCAACUAAUUGUGGCGAGGCUUCCCAGAGAUGGUAUCACGUCCCUCGUUCAUGGCUAAAUCCAACAGGGAACUUUUUGGUUGUGUUCGAAGAAUGGGGUGGAGAUCCGAAUGGGAUUUCUUUGGUUAGAAGAGAAGUAGACAGUGUAUGUGCUGAUAUUUAUGAGUGGCAGCCAACUUUGAUGAAUUAUCAGAUGCAAGCAUCUGGUAAAGUCAAUAAGCUGCUGAGGCCAAAAGCCCAUUUGUCAUGUGACCCUGGACAGAAAAUCAGAUCAAUCAAAUUUGCCAGCUUUGGGACACCAGAAGGUGUUUGUGGGAGCUAUCGCCAGGGAAGCUGUCAUGCCUUCCACUCUUACGAUGCUUUUAACAAUCUUUGCGUUGGGCAGAACUCAUGCUCUGUUACUGUAGCACCUGAAAUGUUUGGGGGUGAUCCUUGUCCGAAUGUCAUGAAGAAACUAGCAGUAGAGGCCGUUUGCAACUGA